Messenger RNA from Talaromyces amestolkiae, 1452 nucleotides. RefSeq lists its product as uncharacterized. The transcript is spliced from 8 exons. Lineage: Eukaryota; Fungi; Ascomycota; Eurotiomycetes; Eurotiales; Trichocomaceae. Bases 1 to 1452 code for a protein of 483 amino acids. The record is from RefSeq and is a predicted model, not a curated record. Gene Ontology annotation, biological process: transmembrane transport. Gene Ontology annotation, molecular function: transmembrane transporter activity. Gene Ontology annotation, cellular component: membrane.
AUGGAGAAAUCUCCACACGACGAGAAGGUUGAGGGUGCUUCGUCGCCACCAGCGUUUCCUGAGACGGAGAAGUCUCCUGAAGUCAAGAAAAUACUUUUCAAGACUGAUAUUAGGAUAUUGCCAAUUCUCGCUUUAUUGUUUCUAUGCUCGUUUCUCGAUCGAACCAAUGUCGGAAAUGCGAAAAUUGUUGGGCUCGAAUCCAACACAGGCAUUACCGACCAUCAAUAUGAUAUAGGGCUAGCAGUUUUCUAUUUGUUUUAUGUUUGCAGUGAAUUGCCGAGUAAUCUAGUCCUGAAAAAAGCUUCUCCGAGAAUAUGGCUACCAUUCUUGACAAUCUUGUGGGGUAUCAUCACCAUGUGUCUUGGCUUCAUCAAAGGCUUCGGCUCCUUUGUCGCCGUCCGGGCGCUACUUGGUAUCGCGGAGGGAGGUUUAUUGCCAGGAAUGGUCUUGUAUCUAUCAUCCUUCUAUAAACGAUCAGAUCUUGCACUCCGAAUCGGUUUGUUUUACACCGCAGCUUCUCUAUCGGGUGCCUUUGGCGGUCUUUUAGCUAGAGGACUGAUUGAGAUCGGCCCGCGUGGAGGCCUCGAGGGAUGGAGAUGGAUCUUCAUCAUUGAGGGCUUAUUGACUGUCGUAUGCGGCAUAAUUGCUGCUAUUGGCCUACCAAACAAUCUUGAAACAGCUAGAUUCUUGACUCCUAUCGAACGUGAGAUCGCGUUGGAAAGAAUCCGUCAAGACCGUCCCUCCCAGGAUGUCGGAAGCAAUGUCGAGCAUGAACCUUUCAAAUGGUCCGAAGUCAUUCGCGGUGUCACCGACAUCAAAAUGUGGCUUUCGGCAUCUGCGUAUUUUGCCAUUCUGUCGGGACUGUACUCGUUUGGUCUGUUCUUGCCAACCAUCAUCAAGGAUUCUGGCUUCACGACGAACGCCAAUAAAGUACAGCUAUGGUCUGUCAUUCCUUAUGCAGUGGCUACAGUAUUUACUGUUAUCGUCGCGUUCCUUUCCGACCGUCUCAAGCUCCGUGGCACUCUGAUGCUCUUCACCCUCCCAUUUGCCAUCAUUGGCUAUGCCGUCAUUGCAAACACCUCCAACGCCCAGGUCGGAUACGGAAUGACCUUCCUCAUGUCUACCGGUUUGUAUGCUAGUGUCCCAUGUGUUCUUGUCUGGAACUCAAACAAUUCCGCCGGUCACUACAAGCGUGCCACGACAUCAGCGAUGCAGCUGGCAAUCGCAAACUGUGGUGGAUUCGUGGCCACUUUCAUUUAUCCUGCAAAGAAUGCACCUCGUUAUCAUCGGGGACAUACCGUAAUCCUCAGUUUGUUGGUUGCGGCUUGGUUUUUGAUCUUGUUCAAUGUCCUCUAUUGCCGUAAAGUGAACAAAGACAAGGCAGAUGGAAAGUACGACAAGUAUGUUGGAUACAAUGAUGACCGCGACCCGAAGUUUGUUUUUAUUCUGUGA